UCUUCUCCUCUGUCUCUAAGCUUCUCGCUGCUGUCUCCUUGCUCUGUUUUUGCUGUCUCUUCUUGUUCUCUUGUUGCUGUCUAGAGAUUUGUCUCUUUCUCUCUCAGCUAACACUCGUCCGACCAUGAGUUCUGUUGCGGCGAAACCUGUCUGCGCAAUCCCACUGGACAAGCGUAAGGCUAAGGGUAAGGCCGUUCUCUGCAAGAAACGCGUUGAAUUGAAGCAGAUGCGCAAUAUUCUGGGCCCUAUGUCGCGCAUCAAGAUAGGGCAUCUCAGAUAUCACCAAUGCCAACCGGUCAAUGCCAAGAUUUAUCCGAAAAAAUUUCCAGCAAAUGUAAAUGUUGAAGGUAGGGAAACAGAGGAUUCGUCUUCGGAGUCGACGAUCCGUCAUAUCGACCCAUUUGAGGCUUAUCCUUUUCAGAGCGAUGUAAAUGAUGACGCUAAUAUUCCCAUGGAAGCCUACGAUUACGUUGACGAUAUAUGCGCCUUUUACAAAUCGAAAGAGAAAUCUAUGUGCAUAAAACCAAAUUUAAUUGCUAGACUGAAGCACGGCUUCAUGUUUUGUGGAGUGGUUGAUUGAGGCACGCGAGGCGUUCCAGUUCCCAACUGAGGCGAUGUAUCUUGCAUCCAUCUUUUCGAUCGAUUUUUGGCUCUUCAUCCAGUGGAAAAGAAGAGAGGGAUUUUGGUUGGAGUGACCGCUCUACAAUUGGCUGCCAAAUAUGCUGGAAUAAGAGAGUCCAUUCCUUGUGUCCAUUCGUUUUCCUGCUUGGCGCUUACUUCAUGCACUUCGUUCUCCUUAGGGCAAAUUCUAGAAAUGGUAAGCUUUAGAGUGAAGCGGAAUACCAUUCCUUAUUUUGCUUAUCUCCAUUAACUUUUCUUCUUUCACAUAAUUCUGUCUGUUCUUGGCAAUAUGCAGGAGUACUUGAUGUUGAAGACCUUAGGGUAUGUCUUGUCAAUUUCGACUCCGUCCAUAUUUAUGUGGAAAUUCCUUGAUGAAACUCACUCUGAUGAAAAGGUACUUUGUUUUUGUUAAUGUUAUUUCAUGGUGUCAUGAAUUGAUCUUAAUACAUCAAUAUAGAAAAUGAUUUGGGUUUCUUUUUGUAACUCCAACCGGAUCAAGAACUUGUCCAGUUUCUUCAUUGAUCUCUGCCUAGUUCAGUAUGAAACAUGCACAUUUCGACCUUCAAUAUUAACUGCCGCUGCAAU
This is a messenger RNA of Eucalyptus grandis, 1206 nucleotides long. RefSeq lists its product as uncharacterized. Lineage: Eukaryota; Viridiplantae; Streptophyta; Magnoliopsida; Myrtales; Myrtaceae. The coding region runs from base 125 to 580 and encodes 151 amino acids. The record is from RefSeq and is a predicted model, not a curated record. The transcript is spliced from 5 exons.